Exaiptasia diaphana is the source of this 4927-nucleotide messenger RNA. Its product is annotated as echinoderm microtubule-associated protein-like 1. Lineage: Eukaryota; Metazoa; Cnidaria; Anthozoa; Actiniaria; Aiptasiidae. Gene Ontology annotation, molecular function: microtubule binding. Gene Ontology annotation, cellular component: mitotic spindle. The record is from RefSeq and is a predicted model, not a curated record. Gene Ontology annotation, biological process: microtubule cytoskeleton organization; intracellular signal transduction.
ACCAAGGCAGUUUAUAAUUCAAAUACAGUAGAAAUGAAAACAAAUUUACUUUUUCUUUAUCCGAUGGUACACACAAGGAUUUAUAGUGAGCAAGGAAUUAGUUGUAUUUGUUUCACUAUAUCGAUCUAUGGAUCAAGAUGGAAGUUACUGAUACUACAUCAACAGCUGAAUUGACUUUAAUUCAAAUAUAAAAACAUAUUCACUCUUGUCAAUAAGCCGCUGAAGGCAGCCAUCGAAGUAAUAAUUCCAAGGUAAUGUUGGAUAAUAGUUUAAUUUAACACGAAGAAUGUCGUACCGAACUAGAAGAGAACGRGMAAACCAAGACGAUUUUAGAGAGCGCGAAUUUCCUUCGCGAACUCAGAAACGUCAACCUGCAAGAUACCCGGACUCGAUUGAAAAUGAUGAAGAUAAAUUCACAAAUAAYGGCAGAAGUUACAAUAGUCGAAAUUUUUCACAGUCAAACAAUGAAACUACAAGAAAUAAUCCUACAGAAGAAAACAGAAGAGCUGUACGUGUGCCGGAAACAAAKAUUCCGGUAGCAAAGAGAGUCCGYGUACCAAAUACUCGCACAGAAGAAGAAGAUCGAGUCACUCCAGUACGAGAGAGAUUCCGAGCUCGACACCAAGAAGAAACGAAUAAAAGAAAUGAUUUUCAGAGAAAUAAAAUAAAUGACUCAAAGAGGGUUACUUUUUAUCGUAACGGAGAUAAGCAUUUCAAAGGAAGGACAUUAUUUAUUACCAGACAGAGAUAUCGCUCUUAUGAGAGUCUGCUGGAAGAACUUUCUCGACUUAUACCACUACCUUAUGGAGUUAGGAAUGUUUUCACUUCUGUCGGAAGAUUGAUAAAUUCUAUUAAUGAGCUCGAAGAUGGCGGGUUCUACAUUUGUUCUUCUGGGGACCAAUUAAUUCGAAAUGUUGACUACGAAAAAAACGCUAAAAUUCURAGUAAAAAUGAGAARGAAUUACCCGAAGGGAUGCAAAACAUCGCAAUUUCUGCGCCUUCAGACAGCUCCUCUACAUCAAGCAGUUCUAGGUCAAAAAACUYACAWACAAAGCCUAAAAUUAUCACAAUCAUUAACCAAGAAAGAGGAUUAAAAAGUAAGAUUUUAUUGAACAGAAAAACAGCCAAAAAUUACGAAGAUAUUYUGYGCGACAUCUCAGAAAUGAUGAAGYUACAAGGAGAACAUGUACAAGAAUUGGUUUCUGAAAAUGGAAAGAAGUAUCCUCCAUCGAAAAGAAACAAACUGGUCGCCGACGAAGACGAACUUACUUCGGCACCAUCAUCAAGCCCGCAAYUGAACUGGGUCUAUGGCUACCAAGGUAAAGACACGCACCAUAACCUGCACGUGCUACCGUCAGGGGAAAUCCUUUACAUUGUAUCGCGAAUAGUCGUCAUAUACAACAGAAAAACAAACACACAAAGACAUUAUAUCGGCCAUGCAGACGAUAUUAAAUGUAUGGCUGUCCAUCCAAACCAAUGGUACAUCGCUACUGGACAAGUAUCGGGGUUAUCACUUGAUCACAAUGAAUUGAGUCAUAUUCGAAUAUGGGACAGCGAAACCCUUCUAACGCUCAAUGUACUACAACUUGAUGAUUACAGUCUGAAUAUUAUCUCCAUGGCAUUCUCGGUAGAGGAUAAUGGCGAUAUACUGGCAGGUAUAGAUAGUAGCGGAGACAACUUCAGGCUUAACAUCUGGGAAUGGAAGGACAGUAAAUGCUUUUUACAAAGUAAAGAAUUCUCCAGUCCAGUGUCAGUAGUAAUGUUUGAUCCUGAAGAUAACAAGACCAUCAUAUCUUGUGGAAGAGAACACAUCUACUUCUGGCGAUGGCACAACGGUAAACUGGAACGAAAGAAUGGCUUGUUUGAGAACAACCCUUUUCCUCAGUAUGUGACGUGCAUGGAUUUUGCGAACAAUGGUGACCUUUUUACGGGAGACUCAAAUGGAAGCAUCACAGCUUGGAGUAAAGUCUCCAAGAAAGUCAAGUUUAUGGUCAGGAACGCUCAUGAGAAGUCGAUCCUGUGUCUAAGUAUUUUGGAGAGCGGUCUUCUGCUGACAGCUGGUGGCGUAGAUGGCAAAAUUUGUGCUUGGGACUCCACGAAGUACUUCAGUGUGCCUCUACAUGAAAUACAGCUUCCUGAAUUAACCGGCAUCAGUGCCCUCGAACCACUGAACAGCGGUGAUGGCAAUGACGUCACUCUAAUACUCGGUACAACAACCAAUAGUAUUUUAGAAGGAUCACUUACUGGGCCUACUACAACCAUCGUCAAGGGUCACAAGUUUGAUGUACCAUCGUUUGCAGUACACCCUUCCAGGGAUAUCUUUGUCACUACCUCACUUGACAAAACAGCCACAUUAUGGUCAGCUGUGAACAAGGAAAUUCUGUGGACCUCUGAUGUCGAGUUUGCCAUCAGAGUCGCUGCAUUUUACACGACUGGAAGUGUCAUUGCUUUUGGAACAACUCAAGGAAGGUGGAUUGUACUGAAUGCAGAAUCGGGAGCACAUCAAGCUUCCUUCCAAGAUGGUUCCGAACCGAUAGCCGACUUAGAAUAUUCUCCAGAUGGAGAACACAUAGCAGUGGGAUCUAAAGAUGGUAAUAUCUACAUCCAUGCUGUAUACGACGAUGGAAUGACAUACCGUAGAGUAGGAUGCUGCUCGGGCCAUACAAAUCCAGUUAUGUUCUUAGACUGGUCAGCGGACGGCUGCUUUGUACAAAGCAUGUCCACAGAGUAUGACAUCAUCACUUGGGAGAUUGGUGGUUUUGAGAGGGAAAACUCACAAAACGUCAUCCGUGACACUGAAUGGAAUACACGCAACGUCGUUUUGGGUUAUGACGUAGUAGGCGUCUGGAGGUCAACUCCAACUGAGGGGAAUCUAGUAACAAGCUCUGAUCUUGCUUGGUCCCACAACUUGAUAGCUAUAGGAGACGAACUGGGUUACAUACGGGUAUUCAACUAUCCAUGUUACUAUGACGAGAGUCAGUAUCAUCAAGUACGUGCACACAGCUCUACUGUUUUACGGGUGAUGUUCUUAUCAUCAGAUAAGUAUCUAUUGAGUACUGCUGGUCACGAUUGUGCUUUACUGCAGUGGACCAUGGAAGGCAAGAUGAAACCACAAGCCAAAUCAGCGCCUCAAAUAAAAGAGGUUCUUUCAAAUUCUGACGAACAUACUGACCAAGAUGCACAUGACAGCGAGCAAGUACAAAGCUUACCAGAAGACGAAAAACCUACGCGUCUCACAGUGAAAGCUCACAAUCAUGAUAGAGUGGACUAUUCUGACUCAGGUGAGUACAUGGGAAGUGACGACUACUCAAAUGAAGAAAACAACCUUUCAAAAGAACGACAAGGGCAGCAGAGACGACGAGGUCGCCAUGACAAAACCAGACCUCGUCGUUCUUUUGAACAGGAUAUGUACCAAGAGCGUGACGAGACAAGCGACGAACGAAAAAAGAAAAUACUUCGACAUGGUAGAGCGACCAAACGAUAUGAACAAGAUGAUGACGAUGACUCGACUGAUGACUACACGUAUGAUGAAGAUGACAUGGCUGACAUGCGACACCAUCGAAAAUCUAAUUACAAACCACGAGGUCAUAUCAACGAUGAUGUCACUGAAAAACGCCAAAUACGGACUUAUGAACCACGUGGUGCAGGUUAUGACGACAAAAUGAUUGACAAAGGACAAACAAGGAAAACUAAUAAUUCUUACAAAGCACGUGGGUAUGCAAAGAGAAGAAGUCCAGACCAUGAAUCCRAGAAGGCUGACAGCAAUUCUAAAUUAUAUAUACAAAAUAGGGACGAUCAUAGAUACUCUAAAAGAGCUCAAUUACGCAAGCGUGGGUUCGAAUCCCGCUUCUGACACCUAAAACUUGCAAUACCCCUCUCCAGCUUUGGGAAUGCUUGUUCAAUUUCAAACAUAAGAAUACAAUCAUUUUUUUUUUUUUACAGUCAGCUAUAACCGUGUAUCGUCUCAAAUGUUAAUGCAAAAACACACGAUCACAUUCUUGAAGUAUCAGAAAUAGGAACAAACGCUUCCCAAGUCUAGGUCUGUACAUUUAAUCCUUUGCAGUGACACUCCGACGUCAUCAAAAAAGCAAGUUUGAAAAUAUACAUAGUUACUAGUCACUUUCCUGAAGUACGUCAGAUAAGCGCGGCUCCAAAUUGUGCAAUUCCUACAUACAGCCCAUCUUGAAAAGGUUGUCUACCUAAUAAGACAUUUCCAAUGUUUCAUUGGCCAUGUGGCUUAUGAAAAUAUUCACUUUCCAUUUGUGUAAAUGGUCUAGAAUGUCAGAUGUGUUUUAACGGAAUAAUAAUAAGGUGUGGACCUUAGCUAAAUGUCCAUAUGCAAUAGACCUAAUUGACUAACGUGUUGCAAUGUACAUUACCACCAAAUUCAAAUCCAGUGGGCAAAAGAACUUUUGUAAAAGAAUUCAUCUGUGAAAUGAAAAUACAGYAAACAAUGAUACUUACUCAUGGGYGGUUUGAAUUGGGUGGAUAUGUUUGUAGCAACGCGUUAGGUAUAUAUCAAGAGMCUUGAAAAUAGGAACAUUAGGAAUGUUUUUUUUGGUGGACAACCUUUUCCAGAUAGAUCGGCUGUACAACGGUGAAGAACUCUUGGAAUUAUUUCCUGUUGAAAUGUUAAGGACUUCUCGACGGAAACURAUGCUAUAUUGUGUUAAAUAGUUUAAGAGGAGCAUUUCCGGGCAUUAAGCACUCAAUCAAAUGAGAGAGAAGGAUGAAGAACCGACAUUGUGCCAAAUAUAAUAAGCCUUGCUGUUUGACGUCUUCAAUAUUUCAGCAAAAAUCAAGGGUAUGAGAUAUUUCCUUUUGUGUACAUACAAUGUCCGCUUACCAUAAUGAGCAAUUGCAAAUMGUACUGUUUCAUUGCUUUUUUACAAGUUACUUCAAGGAACAAUUUUAUAACGAAGAGACA